Messenger RNA from Pogona vitticeps (central bearded dragon), 885 nucleotides. It is a transcript of the gene RAB4A, whose product is annotated as RAB4A, member RAS oncogene family. Gene Ontology annotation, molecular function: GTP binding; GTPase activity. The record is from RefSeq and is a predicted model, not a curated record. Gene Ontology annotation, biological process: Rab protein signal transduction. NCBI's taxonomy places the organism in Eukaryota, Metazoa, Chordata, Lepidosauria, Squamata, Agamidae.
UCCGUACGGCUUCGCUGAGGGCCGUGGCCUGACGGAGGGCCCCCCAAGCCCUACUGGCCCGAGCCGCGGUGGCGGAGGAGAGGAACGGCCGCCGCCUCGCCGUCUUCCCAAAUGUCGCAGACAGCCAUGUCCGAGACCUACGAUUUCCUAUUUAAAUUUUUGGUCAUUGGAAAUGCUGGAACAGGCAAAUCCUGUUUGCUUCAUCAGUUUAUUGAAAAGAAAUUCAAAGAUGAUUCAAAUCAUACCAUAGGAGUGGAGUUUGGUUCAAAAAUAAUAAAUGUAGGAGGUAAAUAUGUAAAAUUACAGAUAUGGGAUACAGCUGGACAAGAACGAUUCAGAUCUGUAACACGAAGCUACUAUAGAGGUGCUGCAGGUGCCCUGCUUGUUUAUGACAUUACCAGUCGGGAAACCUACAAUGCACUUACUAACUGGCUGACGGAUGCAAGGAUGCUAGCAAGUCAGAAUAUUGUAAUAAUACUGUGUGGAAACAAAAAGGAUCUUGAUGGAGAUAGGGAAGUCACUUUUUUGGAAGCAUCCAGAUUUGCUCAAGAAAAUGAGCUGAUGUUUUUGGAAACAAGUGCAUUGACAGGGGAGAAUGUCGAAGAGGCCUUUGUACAAUGUGCAAGAAAAAUACUUAAUAAAAUUGAGUCAGGUGAACUGGAUCCAGAAAGGAUGGGCUCAGGUAUUCAGUAUGGAGAUGCUGCCUUGAGACAGCUGCGAUCUCCUCGAAGAGCACAAGCUCAGAGUGUUCAAGAAUGUGGCUGCUAGAAACAAAGAACAAUUCAUUUUAAGUUAAAAGGCUGUCUUUCCAAACAACAAUUUCAUUAAAAAACUGUCAUGGCUUCAAGACUUUGCAGUCUUAGAACUCCUUUUUGAUUCAACAAA